This is a messenger RNA of Stomoxys calcitrans (stable fly), 1651 nucleotides long. Its product is annotated as phenoloxidase-activating factor 2. Gene Ontology annotation, molecular function: serine-type endopeptidase activity. Lineage: Eukaryota; Metazoa; Arthropoda; Insecta; Diptera; Muscidae. Gene Ontology annotation, biological process: proteolysis. Bases 258 to 1577 code for a protein of 439 amino acids. The transcript is spliced from 2 exons. The record is from RefSeq and is a predicted model, not a curated record.
CACUUCUGUGGAGACUUCAGUUAAACAAAAGCGCUGGCUGUGAGCGGUAAUAAAAUCGAAGGGAAACUGAUCGAUCACUUUAAAUUCAAACAAAAGCGGCGGUGGAGUGAAUUUAAAUUUGAAUAAAACAACGAUUCCGACAAAUAACAUUUGUGGUGGUUUUAGUUUGUGUCUAUUCAUCUUAACCCAUAAAAUCUUUGGAUGGGAUUUUAAAAAAAUUGGAUCACAAUUCAAAAAUAAAAAAUAUCAAUUUCAAAAUGUUCCCAAGGCGGCUAAAUUUGGUCCUAAUUCUAUCCUUCCUAGUCUAUGGCAAUGCCUUGCCUCAACAGAGCACUGGCACUUAUGAUCCUGACAUCACAGCUUUGGUAGAUAAUGUGUUUGGCCAACCCAACCAGCAGCAACAACAACAACAACAGCAGCAGCAACCACAACAGCCAGCAACACAAACCACUAGAAAGCCCACUGGUUUUGCCAAUAUUGUCACUCCAGAUCCUAUUGGAGCCAACACCCAGUUCAAUUCUAUCAGUGGUCGCUCUCAGUGUAAUUGUGUUCCCUAUCAUUUGUGUGAUCCCAGUAACAAUACCCCGGCCACCAUGGAGGACGACAUUUUCGAUGGCUUCGGUUUAAUCGAUAUUCGUUUUAAUAGAGAUGAUGAUCCUGUGUGUGCACAUUUCCUUGACGUAUGCUGCGAUGGCAAUCAUACCCGAUCGGAGAGCUUGAAUCCCAAACCGCAAGAGGAGAGACCAAAUCGUCCCAAGGGUUGUGGAGUACGUAAUGUGGGAGGCAUUGAUUUCAACAUAACGGGAGCCAAUGAUAACGAGGCCGGAUUUGGGGAAUUUCCUUGGACUGUGGCUCUGUUGAACUCUAGAAAUUCCAGUUAUUUCUGUGCUGGGUCUCUUAUACAUCCCCGUGUGGUUUUGACGGGAGUACAUUGUGUCAUUGGGCAAACGUUGGAUAGUUUUGUAGUUCGCGCCGGUGAAUGGGAUACUCAGACGGUUAAAGAACGUUUGGCUUAUGAGGAGAGUGCUCCUUCGAAAGUGAUAACCCAUCCUCAAUAUAAUUCACGAAAUGUGGCCAACGAUUUUGCUUUGGUCAUCCUCAGACAACCCUUCACUUUGGGCGAUCACAUCAAUGUGGUUUGUUUGCCCCCUGCUAAUAGUUCACCGGCAGCCAGAACCACUUGUUUCUCCACCGGCUGGGGCAAGGAUCAAUUUGGAGCUAAGGGACGUUACAGUGCCAUCAUGAAACGUCUACCCUUGCCCAUUGUGGACUAUAACACAUGCCAAACACAAUUGCGUGGUACACGUCUGGGACCCAAAUUCGCUUUGGAUCGUUCAUUUAUCUGCGCCGGAGGGCAGGCGGGCAUUGAUACAUGCCAAGGUGAUGGAGGUGCCCCUCUGGUAUGCCCUAUUGGUCAGGCUGGUGAUAAUCGCUAUCAACAAAGUGGCAUUGUGGCCUGGGGUAUUGGAUGUAAUGACCCCAUUCCGGCAGCUUAUGCUCAUGUUGGUCUAGCCCGCGAUUGGAUAGAUGAGCAAAUGUAUGCGAAUGGUUUUGACACCACAGCGUACAGUGUUUAAUAAGAAGAGAGAGAGAGAGAGGAGUUGCAAGGAAGAAAAGAGUUUGGAAUAAAAAAAUCUUUAAUAUACAUCAA